AUGGCUUCCCCUUCCGUGAACACAGCACCCCCGAAGCUCGGCCAGAAGGCCGGUACCUCGUCCAAGUCAAGAAAGGACUCUGCCUCCAGUGCCGCCUCAAGCAGAGCCGGCACGAGCCCCAAGUCCGCCAAGAAGACUCCGCUGCGCAAGAAGGAGCCCGCGCCCAUCCCCGACGACGCUGAAGAGACGUCUGUGCCUGAGACUCCGUCGCCCAAGUCGAAGAAGCAGACUGGUCGCUCGGAGCAGCGUCGUCCCAUCUCUCCGCCUGACGACGCCGCAUCUCAGGCGUCUGGCUCGGCGGCUCAGCUUGGAGGAGCUGCGUCUGGGGCCUCUGGAAAGGCAAAGGGUCUCGCCGGUAAGGCGAAGGAUAGCGUGCAGAAUGGUGCCGAUGCUGCCACCGAUGCCAUGCCGCUUGACCUGUCUGCGCUCAAGGGUCUCGAGGUCGCUGAUGGUGGCCAAGUCCUAGGAAAGGACGGCAACGCCCUGGGUGAAGUGGUCGAAGGGGAACCCGAGGAUCUGGUUGGUCAGACCAUUGGUGAUGAUGGCGAGAUCUUGGACGAGGAGGGCGACCUCAUUGGCCGUGUGGACAUUCUACACGACGUCGUCGACAAGGCUAAGAAUACUCCCAAGGAGGCCCAGUCCAAGGCCGGUGAGGCGAAGGAUCUGGUUACGGACCUUGCUCAGCUGGAGGGUCUUCCGAUCUCCGAGGGCGGCGUUAUCAAGAACGCCGCCGGCCAUGUUGUCGGUCAGAUUGUUGAGGGAGACCCGGAAGACCUGGUUGGAUACACUCUCAACGACGAAGGAGAGAUUGUCGAUGACGAAGGCGAUGCUAUUGGCCGCGCGGAUCUGAUCCCGGUCGAAGAGCAGCAGAAGGCCAUUGAACAAGCCGCCAAUGAUGCCACGGACAAGGCUGACAGCCUCAAGGGCGACGCUGAAGACAAAUUUGAAGAUGCGCAAGAUGGUAACCCCGUCGAUGAAGCUCAGGACGGUGUUCCUGACGUUGAUGAAGUCAAGGACACCGCGGAAGACACUGCCGAGGACGCUAAGGACACAGGGGAAGAUGCCGCCGAAGAAGCCAAGCAGCGAAUCCCAUCAAUCGACACUCUGGAGGGUCUGACGUGCAACAAGCGCGGCUACAUCAUCGACCAAACCUCCGGCAAGCCCGUCGGCGAGAUCAUCGAAGGCGACCCCAAGAAGCUAUCCAAGCUGGGCGCGACGCUGGACGAGAAAGGCCAAUUCUGGGACAACCGCGGCAACGUGAUCGGCAAGGCGAAGGCGCUUCCAGUUGAAGAAGACAACGACGAAGAAGGGCCGUUCUCAGGACUUGAAGGACUCGUCGUUGGCCAGGAUGGCUGGAUCGAAGACGAGAACCAGACUCGCGUCGGCCGACUUAUUGACGGUGAUGCGAAGAAGGUGAUUGGGCGGGCCGUUGAUGAAGAUGGCGAGGUCCUCGAUCGACAUGGCAAUGUCAUUGCGCGCGCUGAGCGCUGGGAGGAACCCGACGCACCGGAAGAGGAGCCUAUUGAUGUCUCUUCUAUGAACGGCCUCUCAUGCAACAAGGCAGGCUAUGUCAUCGGAUCCGAGGGAUUCCCCAUCGGAAGGGUUAUCGAGGGUAACCCGAAGGAGCUGGCCCGCAAGAAGAUCGAGGAUGGCGAGAUCUACGACGGCAAGAAGGUUGUCGGUCGCGUCGAGCUCAUUCCCGAGGACGAGCGCGAGAGCAAGGCCGAAGGUCCGUUCGCAGGUAUGGAGGGCCUCGUUGUCACCAAGGACGGGUUCGUUGAAGACGAAGACGGUACUAUUGUCGGCCAGCUCAUCGAAGGCGACCCCAAGAAGCUGCGUGGUCGUGCCGUGGAUGAGGAUGGAGAAAUCACCGACAAGUACGGCAAUGUCAAGGGUUGCGCUGAGCCAUACGAGCCGCCAGAGGAGGAAGCCCCCGUCGAGGAUGAUCUGUCGUCUCUCGAAGGCAAGGUCGUCAACAAGAUGGGCAACGUCGUGGACCCUGCCACCGGUGCUGUCUUUGGCCGCAUCGUCGAGGGCGACAAGCGACUGGCCGGCCGCAAAGUCGAUGGCAAGGGCCAGGUCUGGGGUGACAAUGGCAAGGUCGUCGGCCGGGCAGAGCUCAUUCCCGGCGCGGAGCAGCAGAAGGCCGAGGGCCCGUUCUUCGGCUUCGACAACGCAGAGGUCGGCAAGGAUGGCGUGGUCGUCGACGGCGGCCGCAUCAUCGGACGUCUGACCGAGGGCGAUGCCAAGCGCCUCCUGGGUCGCAAGGUCGAUGAGGACGGCGACAUCCUGGACAAGAACGGCAACACCAUCGGCAACGCUGAACGCUGGGAGCCCGAGGAGAAGAAGCGCGAUGUCAACCCCAUGUCCGGCCGCAAGGUCACCAAGGAGGGCGAGGUGCGCGAUGCCGACGGUAAUCUCAUCGGCAAGUUGACCUCGGGCAACCUGGCUACCUUGGUUGGAAAAGUCAUCGAUGACAACGGCUUUGUUGUCGACAACGACGGCAACAAGCUAGGAGAAUGCACUUUGCUGGAGAACAUCCCCGAGGAAGAGCCGGAGGGCCCUUCGCCUGAAGAGGAAAAAGCAGAGACCGACCGCAAGCUGGCCGAGAAGAUGUCCAGCAUCCUCGGCAACACCCUGGAGCAGGUCAAGCCGGUGUGCAACAUGAUCACCGAGGUGAGUUUGUUGAAUCCCCAGACUCUUAACCAUCCACUAAUAUUUGCCCUGCAGCACAUCGAGAAAGCCGACCGCACCCCGAAGGAAGAGCUGGACGAGGAAAAGCUCGUCGAGAAUGUCAAGCCUCUUCUGGAAGAAGGCAACCGCAUCCUUCAGGAGUGCAACGGGGCCAUCCGCGCUCUCGAUCCCGACGGCCGCAUCGCUGCCACAGCCAAAGCGCGCGCUGCCUCGCGCGAGGCUUCACCGGAGGAGUACCACCUGGCCGAUAUGCUCAAGGAGCUGACCGAGACGGUGGUUAAGACCAUCGACAACGGCCGCAAGCGCAUUGCCGACAUGCCUCACGCCAAGAAGCAACUGAACCCGCUCUGGGGUCUGCUCUCCGAGCCGCUUUUCCAGAUAAUUGCCGCAGUGGGCUUGUUGCUCACCGGUGUUCUGGGUCUGCUGGGUCGUCUGCUGGACGGCCUUGGGUUGGGCGGCUUGUUGGAUGGUCUGCUCGGUUCGCUGGGAUUGAACCGGUUGAUUGAGGGUCUGGGACUCGGUGGGUUGACGGAUGCCCUGGGACUAGGAAAGAAAUGA
Penicillium riverlandense is the source of this 3252-nucleotide messenger RNA. Its product is annotated as LEA domain protein. Lineage: Eukaryota; Fungi; Ascomycota; Eurotiomycetes; Eurotiales; Aspergillaceae. Bases 1 to 3252 code for a protein of 1083 amino acids. The transcript has a single exon. The record is from RefSeq and is a predicted model, not a curated record.